UACCUGCCGGGUAAAGACGUGUUUACAUGCGUCGUGUGAAAUUGUUAUACGUUUGAAAUGCCAAAAAGACAGAGUGGUGGUAGUGGUGAUAGUGGUCCUAGAAGGAAGAGGGGAAGGAAGUAUCAUAGAAUCUUGGAUGAAUUAAAACGCCUCAAGAACAAAAUCACAAGGGAUUCUACAAGCGACAGCAGCUCUUGCGUUUCUGAUGAUGACCAAAACAUAUCUGGUACUGAGAUGAUGAAUCAAAUUAUUACUGAGGCCGAAAUUCAUCCAAUACCUUCUGGCUCGGCUGUUUCAGCGGGUGUUCCGCCAGAAAAUAUCGAUGCAUCUGGGGAAUUUGAAUUUUUGGGGGCAAAACCGAAAUCAAAAAACACUACGUCGCAACCACUACACACAGAAUUAAGUGUACGUUGGAAUGCGUUUCUACAAGAUGGUGUCGAUAAAGAGUGCCGUGAAAAAAUAAUGGAGAAGUACCCCCUUUUUGAAAAUUGCCCCUUAAUGAAAUCACCAGUGCUCUCUCCAGAAGUUGCUUCAUGCCUGGAUGAUAAAACAUUACGCCAAGAUAACUUUAUGAGAAAGAUACAGCAGCAAACGGCCCAUUCUCUGGCUAUUUUAGGAAGCCAAAUAAACAAUUUACUAUCAAACGACCCUAAUGGUUCGAAAGUAGCUAGCUUAGCAGAUGCAGCGCAGCUGAGCCGCAAUGUACAUCAUGCUAUAUCUACACAUCGGAAAUAUAAUAUUUUGCCUUUCCUUAAACCUUCAGAUCGAAAGCUAGCGGAAACAUCUAAAACAGAUGAAUUUUUAUUUGGCAAAAAAUUUGUAGUAGAUUUGAAAUCUUUAGAUGCUGCGAAAAAGGCCAGUUUUGAACUUAAAUCUAAUAGAGCCCGCCUGUUUCAAAAAGCUCCUCUUAUCUCAACCAACAAACAACAGCCUAUAGCGUACAAUCGCCAGAAUUAUCCCGAUUUUCAAACCAAGAAUUUAAACUGGAAGCGCCAGCCUCAGAAGUCCACAAAGAAAAAUCCUCGAUCAGGAGUGAAGAAAGAAGACCACAGACGCCGGUAGUAGUCGAACAAUAGGUCAGUGUUGAUUGUAAUCUGUAUGCGGGCCGACUGACAUACUUUUUUCGUCGAUGGGAAAACAUCACUAAUGAUAAGAAGAUAUUAGACUGGGUUAAAGGAGUUGUUAUACCCUUUGUCACUUUCCCA
Messenger RNA from Acanthoscelides obtectus, 1205 nucleotides. The record is from the annotation of a GenBank genome assembly. Lineage: Eukaryota; Metazoa; Arthropoda; Insecta; Coleoptera; Chrysomelidae.